Diachasma alloeum is the source of this 2002-nucleotide messenger RNA. RefSeq names its product glucose dehydrogenase [FAD, quinone]. The coding region runs from base 1 to 1746 and encodes 581 amino acids. NCBI's taxonomy places the organism in Eukaryota, Metazoa, Arthropoda, Insecta, Hymenoptera, Braconidae. Gene Ontology annotation, molecular function: oxidoreductase activity, acting on CH-OH group of donors; flavin adenine dinucleotide binding. The record is from RefSeq and is a predicted model, not a curated record. The transcript has 2 exons.
AUGGGAGUGAUGAUCUCAAUAUUAUUCACAUUCUUGCUGAUAAUGCAUUUAUCAUCAGGAAUACAUAUCUUGGAACUCCUUGCAGAUUAUGGGCUCAAAAAUACUUAUGGAAUUGAAACCAGAUUAUUACCAAGAUUUGCUGAAUAUGACUUCAUUAUCAUUGGUUCCGGCCCUGGUGGUUCUCCAGUGGCCAAUCGUCUAUCAGAAAACAAAAACUGGAAAGUCUUGCUUCUGGAGGCUGGCAAACCGGAGGGAAUCUUGCAUCAGGUGCCAAUGCUUGCGAAUCAUUUCUUAAACUCUGAAUAUGACUGGCAAUACAGAACGGAGCCUCAGAAAAAAGCCUGCUUAGGGAGAAUAGAUCAAAGAUGUGGCUAUCCAAAAGGGAAGGCGUUAGGCGGGUCGAGCUCCAUAAAUGGAAUGGGUUAUUCCAGGGGAAAUAAGCUAGAUUUCGACCGUUGGGCUAAGCAGGGAAAUUAUGGCUGGUCAUACAAGGAAGUGCUACCGUAUUUUCGGAAAAGUGAGCGUGCACAACUACGAGAACCAGUCGAUGAAUCAUAUCAUGGAAAAAAUGGAUAUGUACAUGUACAAAAUGCUCCAUGCCACAGCGCUCUUGCAGCAGCUUUUCUGGAGUCUGGAAAAGAGAUGGGAUUCGAUGUUAUUGACUACAAUGGUCGGCAACAGAUUGGUUUUUCGUAUCAUCACUUGACAAUGUUGAAUGGUACGCGGUGUAGUGCUUCAAAAGCAUAUCUACGGGUCAAACGUGAAAACUUAGAUAUUGUAACAGAAGCAAGGGUGUCAAGGAUUUUGAUUGACAUUGAUCAUCGUGUCUACGGGGUGGAAUUUGUGAAAAGUAAUAAAUCAUAUAGGAUAAAUGUCAGCAAAGAGGUGAUUUUAUCAGCUGGCACGAUCGACACGCCGAAACUUUUGAUGCUAUCUGGAAUUGGACCCAAAGAGCAUCUUGACGAAUUAGGAAUUAAAGUGAUAAAGAAUGCUAAAGUUGGAUACAAUUUUCAGGAUCAUGUGGGUUUUGUCGGCUUAACAUUCUUGGUGAACCAGAGUGUCAGUCUAAUUCCGAAAAACAUGCAGAGACCGGAAAUUGUACUCCAGUAUGCCAUUAAAGGAACUGGACCAUAUUCAAUAAGUUCUGCCAGCGAAGCACUUGCAUUUUCUUACACGAAGUAUGCAACGGAUGAUCGACCAGAUCUUGAAUUACUUUUCCGCGCAGCUGCAACGGAGCCCAGCAUGGAAAAAGAUACCUACACAAUCAUUCCAGCUGCCCAAAUGACUCGUAGUAAAGGACGAUUGAAAUUGAGAUCAAACAAUUUUGAAGAUCAUCCCGUAAUUGAUGCUAAUCUCUUGGAUGACGGAAAUGAUGUGGAAAUUCUCGUCGAAGGUAUUAAACUCGCAAUAGAGGUAUCCAAAUCCGAAGCUUUCCAACGAUAUGGCAGUCAACUAUAUGAUAUAAAUAUUUCUGCAUGUGAGGAAUUUAAAUUUGCUUUUGACGACUACUGGCGAUGCGCAAUUCGGCAUAUGGCAAUCCCCUUCAGUCAUGAAAUGGGUACUGCUAAAAUGGGACCAUCCACGGACUCUGAUGCCGUUGUUGAUCCUGAGUUGAGAGUAUAUGGAGUUAAAGGACUAAGGAUUAUUGAUGCAUCCAUUAUGCCAGAUAUACCAGUGGGUCAUUUGGCAGCAACAAUUUACAUGAUUGCUGAAAAAGGCGCUGAUAUGAUUAAACAAUCAUGGUAGAUUCUUCACUCAUAUAAUCAAUUUUCCCUUCGCACAUUAGCUAUUAUUAUUAGAUUGACUCCUAUGAGUGAUAAUGAAUUGUUUUUCAAUCCAACGAUGAACUAUUACCUUCGGAAAAGGCGGAGAUUAUCCUAAUGUGAAGUAAGAGGGAGUGGCACAUAUCAACGCGAAGUACAGGGGAGGGGGCGAGUAAUUUAAUUAUGAGUUUGAACACUACUGUCGGUGUCAAAAGUAGAGACCACUCGAAAUAAACGUC